Ixodes scapularis (black-legged tick) is the source of this 516-nucleotide messenger RNA. RefSeq lists its product as uncharacterized. The transcript has 2 exons. Bases 1 to 516 code for a protein of 171 amino acids. The record is from RefSeq and is a predicted model, not a curated record. NCBI's taxonomy places the organism in Eukaryota, Metazoa, Arthropoda, Arachnida, Ixodida, Ixodidae.
AUGCCGACCGUCUCUUUUGUGAGAGAGUGCAGCACGAGGUAUGGUAAAGCGAACGACAUUCGGUUCCAUAAGUUACCGUACGACCCCCAGCGAAGAUCGGCCUGGCUUCGAGCCAUUGACCGCGAUGGCCCGGACGACAUCGGUAGGUGCAAGGGCUACCUGUGUUCUCAUCACUUUUUAACUGGGGAAUACGAUAUGAACAUCGAAGUGCGGCGAAGCCUUGGCCUGGACACGAAACGGGCGCGUCUCAAGCCAGAUGCCGUGCCCACGCAACAUCUCUGGUUCGACGCACCGCCAAGAAAACGAACGUCUGAGGAUCACAACGGCUCACUGAACGUCGUUGACAUGAUCGUCGAAGAAGGACCGAUUCCAUGUCGAACAGUAGACGGCUGGACACAAACGACCAGAAACGCCGUCACAGCUCUCUGCCAGACUGACGGGGGAGACGUCCAAGCACAGUGUAAGGUUGUCAUUUAUAGUCUCGUGCAACGAUUUCCUUUAAGGUGGAUGCACUAG